CGGCGGAGGAAGCUUUAAAGCGGUUUUGCUGUGGGAAAUGGACGCGCCCGCCGCCUACCGGCGAGGUGGACCACCGACACGAGCUCUGCAAUGUUCUUGGCAGAAAACCCAGAGCUUUGGUUUGGCUGGGUGGAGGAGACCAGCCCCUCUGGCGUCAUCCAGCCAUUCCUCACAAGUCUUCACUUUCCAUGCUAUGCCAUGGAAAACGUAAGGAAACAAGCUCAUCAAUGAACACUUGAUUUAUAUUGUACCGCCACGAAUCAGGCUUAUAGGCUGACCUCAAGGAAUGCAGACCGACAAACUCGCAGAAGAUGUGGAGGGAAAUCCUGACAGGGUGGAUCCCUACCACCAGCAAGGCAAAGUGGCUUGUGCCAUGUUCACAGUUCUCCUCCUCUUUUCAUUCUUGGUAAUAGGAAUCGUAACGGGUUUCAACUUCAAGAAGAGUCCACAAGAGGAUCAGAACAGAGGUCUUCUUUCUGAUGACAUCACGCCAAUCCCGUUCCAGUAUAAAAGUGAUAAAGGUCUCUGCUCAGAUGGUUGGCUUUUAUAUAAGAACACCUGUUAUUUGUUAGAGAAUGUUUAUGGGACAUGGAAAUCCUCAAAGUCUUUAUGCCUUAGCCGUGGGGCACAUCUGAUGGUUGUGGACAGCGAGGAGGAGCUGGAGUUUAUUUCAAGAGUUGUUCAGAAAUGGACUGACUACUGGAUAGGUCUCAAGAGGGACAAAAUGGGCAAAUGGUUCUGGGUUAAUGGAGAUGAUUAUCAUUCAAAUCUACAUUUCUGGGAUGAAAAUCAGCCUGCUCAUGGUGGUAUGGAGUCCUGUGUCUACUUAAAAGGAUCUGACACAGUGAAUCGGAAGCUGUUUCAUGAUUCUGACUGCAGCAGUCAGCGUUUUCACAUUUGUGAACACCAAAUAUAAACUGCGUAGAAGGAAACGUUUCCUAGUUACCUGUUUUCCAAAAAUCCUGCUCUGGAUAAACCCCUUCUGAUUUUUUGUUAAAUCUUUAUACAUGUCUGCUUUUGGGAUUUAAGCUGUACAUGCUUGACUGGUGCACCUGUACUUGAGCUUUUUACAUUUGUUUGAGUUUCAAGACCUGUUAUAUGAACAUAACCUGUUGAGUAAAAUAUUUACUAAAAUUCUUAUUUUGUUCAUCUUAUCUUUAAAGCAAUUGUCUGUUACAUAAUUAUUAUAUUAUUAUAAUUUUAUAAGUUUAUGUACAAACACUUGAGUACAGUAUCACAAAUAUAAUUUCAGUUUACAAUUGUUGUAAUAAAAUGAAGUGUGAUCUUAAUAAAAAAAAAGAAAAGGAUUUGACAAACA
Danio rerio (zebrafish) is the source of this 1318-nucleotide messenger RNA. The record is from RefSeq and is a predicted model, not a curated record. NCBI's taxonomy places the organism in Eukaryota, Metazoa, Chordata, Actinopteri, Cypriniformes, Danionidae.